Cynoglossus semilaevis (tongue sole) is the source of this 13567-nucleotide messenger RNA. It is a transcript of the gene shank1, whose product is annotated as SH3 and multiple ankyrin repeat domains 1. Gene Ontology annotation, molecular function: ionotropic glutamate receptor binding; synaptic receptor adaptor activity. The record is from RefSeq and is a predicted model, not a curated record. The transcript has 27 exons. Bases 2543 to 9889 code for a protein of 2448 amino acids. NCBI's taxonomy places the organism in Eukaryota, Metazoa, Chordata, Actinopteri, Pleuronectiformes, Cynoglossidae. Gene Ontology annotation, cellular component: postsynaptic membrane; postsynaptic density; dendritic spine.
ACACAUUGUUGAUGUUUGCUGUAAGAACUAUGUCAGACAGUAUGCAGUGGGAUUCCUAAUCACGGUCAAUAUUUUCCAACGUCAUCUUUUUUCCACAUAUUCUGUGAGUUAAUCAUUGAUAGAGAGCUCCUCUUCGUCUUGUAUUUGUACGUCAACUCCAUUAAACUCUCAUUUCAUGCAUGUGUGCAAUCACAUGACUCCAUGUUGCUCGUGUUCAGCGCCCUAGGGAUUAAAAUCCGUCAUGGGGUGGAAGUGUUGCACAGCAACCGCAGCUGUGAAAUGGCUGACUGUGGUUGUUGGAGGUUGUGUGAGUCUACACUGCUUGAACCAGCAGAGUCACACUAUCAGCAGUAGAGGAGGGAACUGGUCUGGAGUCAUGAUGCACAUUCUUUUGAUGGGAGCAGACAGCUGUGGAAAAAUAUUGAACAUUAUUUCCCAAGUGACAGGUGACAGAGGCUCCACAUGACUGGCUACUGGCUGAGAUGGCAGUGCAUUAGUGUAAAUUAUGACAGUAACGAAACCUCCUGUGUCCAGCAUAGGGGUUGCUGAAUAAAUAUGUCAGUGCACAGCAGGGUUAUUGCUCUUAUUAUUGUAGCUAUCUUUCUCUAUUUGGUCUGACUGUGUGCCGUUAGGUGGACUCCUGCGUCCAAGAGCUGCAUAGUGACUCCCAUCCAAUUAAAAGUAUUGGUUCAGCUGGAGCCUAUGAACAGAACUGUUUAACCAUUCUCUCCUGCACUGAAUAUAGACUCAGUCAAAGAACUGGCCCUGACACACGGUUACAGAGUAACCAAUCGAUGAAAACCUAAUUUAAGAAAAUCAAUAGAUCAGAUUGCUGUAAUGCUUUUAUUAUAGUGUGAGAAAGUUACCUGUGCAUGAGUCACUGAGUGAGUGGGUGGACAGGUCCAGCUACGAGGGUGUGUUUGGCUCAUGUCUAUUUCUAAAAGUACGUCAGAGCUGUAAUGGCUGUAAUGAUAGUGACAAACAUGUUCAGUGAAGUGUUGAGAUGGAUGUUCACUGUAAAAAAAAAAAAAAAUCUGUUAUUUAAAAAGUGAAAGAGAAUUUGGCAUUGCGACACAGCACACCUCUGCUUUUCACCCAUCGCCAAAGUGACCAGGGGGCAGAGUGUGGGGACUCAAACGUGAAAUCUUCCGGACCUAAAUCCGCUUCCUUAACCACAAAGCCACCGCAGCACCUUAACUUGCUUUUUGAGUAAUUUCUGGGACUUUUUAUUAUUUUGCAUUUUUUCGUGCUUGUUGACCUGAUAAAUUAGAUUUUUGCUGAAAGAUUAAAAAAAAAAAAUUCUAAAAAAUAUCUGAAAUGCUUUAAUUUAAUGAACAGUAUGUCAACAAGAAAAAACAUUUGAAAAAUAUUUUGCCAAAAAUGUCAUUAGAAUUUUAAACUUCUUGUACUGGUUGGUUGUUUGGUUUGGCUCCCUCACCACCCCAGACCUCUCUCUCUCGUUCUCUCUCUCUCACUCACCCACAGCUCUCUCUCCCUCUCUCUCUCUCUCUCUCUCCUUCUCUCUCUCUCUCUCUCCCUCCUCUGUACAUGGUGUUCAUGGUAAUAAGCAUUGCAGCAGUGGUUUUCUUGUGUCGCCUAUACCCAACUCUUGGCUUGUAAUUCAUUUUCUUCUGUGAUUGUGUGUUUGAAUGUGAGAGAAAGAGAUCGGGUGAGAGACGAUACGUUGGCUGCACUGCAGCAGAUUCAGAACCUUGUGUCUUUGUAGCUUUUUAUAAAAUUAGGAUUAUUAAGGAAACUUCACUAUGGUGAUUUUAGUGUGUGAUAAUUGGAUUAGUGCGUGUUGUGUGUCUUUGUGUGUGUGCACCCUGCUGGGUGGAUUAUGCUGUGUUCUUGGUGUUGUCAGUUUUGUGAGAAAGAUAAAAAAAUAUUCUCGCUGCUCGAAGUGUAGCUGUACAACAGUGAUGAGAAAGAAAGAGAUAGAGAGACAGAGGGGGAGUGGAGUUGGAGGGAGAGGGGAGAGAGAGAGAGAGGUCUGGGGUGGUGAGGGAGCGAAGCCAACCAACCAGUACAAGAAAAGAGAAAAAGAUGGAAGAGAGAGAGAGAAAGGGACGACGUGAACGUGGUGAACAGCAGGAGGAGGGGAGCAUAGUGAGGGAGUGAGGGAGGGAGGGAUGGGGAGAUUUGCUGGAGCGAGCUGAUAGAAGUGUUACUACAGAGCUGCUGCUGCAGCUGCUGCUGGAGAGCCGAGGAUAAUGCUCCGUCCCUCAGAGUGCAGCAGAACACGGGAUACCUUCACAUUUCUUCUUUGAGGAGGGGGUGGGGGUCACCGAUGGUGCAGUGGUGAUUGUCCUUUCUUUUUUUUUUCCCUCUUCUGUCACCACAGUCUUCUUCAUUAUCUUCCUCCUCCUGCUCGCCCCUCCUCACUGCAACUGGCAACCACUGAGCCCUCGCUCUUCUCCUGUCUCCUCUUCCACUUCUGUCCCCUGUCUUGAAGAGGGAUUUCUGUGUUUCUUCAGGGAUUGUAUAUACAUGACUCUGUGGGAAUGAUGGUGUUGACACCGGUGCUUCCAUCUCUGGUGCCAUGACAAUGCCAUUCAGCCCCCUGUCCAGCGACGAGGAGCAACAAAGAAUGCUGGGAAACAGUCGACAUCUUUAUCCAGGGGCAGAAGACGAGGAGGAGGAGGAGGAGGAAGAGGAGGAAGAAAUGGACGACGAUCGUGAUGAGGAUGGGGAAGAAGAGGAGAACGGAGAGUUGGAGGGUGAGGAGGAAGACGACGACGAAGAGAUGAUGGAGGAGGUCAGACGAGGAGGCCUGUCGAGGGCUGGCCGAGGUGAAGGUCACAGACAGUCGGGCAGAAUGGCCGCGAGGUCCAACGUGGACAGACAGGUGCGGUCAGGGAAUCCUGCGCAUACAGUAAACCCGUACUCAUCCAAUCCUGGGAACACACACCAACAGGCAGCCAAUCAGAUGCAGCAGCCACAACAAAGGAGGUUGAAGGAGCGCACCAUCAACUCCAUGCCCUCUGAGGAUGCCCACAUUGCAAUGAUGGUGUUUCGAAUUGGGAUCCCAGACAUAAAGCAAACGAAGUGUUUGCGGUUUAACCCAGAUGCCACGGUGUGGAAGGCCAAGCAGCAGGUGCUGUGCUCCCUCACCGAAUCACUGAGGGACGUCCUUAACUACGGUCUGUUCCAGCCCGCCACUGACGGCCAUGAUGCCAAGUUCUUGGAAGAGGAGCGGCUGCUCAAAGAGUACCCACAAUCCUUUGAGAAAGGGGUGCCAUAUUUGGAGUUUCGAUACAAGACCAGAGUUUACAAGCAGACCAACCUGGAUGAGAAGCAACUAGCCAAACUGCACACUAAGGCCAGUCUGAAGAAAUUCAUGGAUUACAUCCAAACCAGCGCUGUGGACAAGAUGGCCAAGUUCUUGGACAAGGGGCUUGAUCCCAACUAUCAGGACAGUGACACUGGUGAGACUGCUUUGUCCCUGGCUGUCCAAUGUGAACCAGGUGGAGGUGAGUCCAUUCGGGUUCUUGUGGAUGGCGGAGCUCAUAUUGACUUCCGUGCCAAAGAUGGACUCACACCUCUACACAAGGCUGUGAGAGGACACCGCCAUACUGCCCUGCUGGUCCUGUUGUCUCUAGGUGCGUCCCCAGACUACAAGGACCGACGAGGGCUGACACCGCUUUACCACACUGUGCUGACAGGGGGCGACACCUCCUGCUGUGAAACACUGCUAUACCACCACGCCAAGCUGGGCAUCAGGGAUGAGAACGGCUGGGAUGAGACACAUCAGGCCUGUCAGCAUGGCAACUCACAGCACCUGGAGCACCUCCUCUUCUAUGGGGCAGAUUCCAGCUCCCAGAAUGCCUCUGGAAACACUGCCUUGCACAUAUGUGCUUUAUACAACAAAGAAAGCUGUGCACGAAUUCUGCUCUACCGUGGUGCAAAUAAAGACACGAAGAAUAACAGUGGGCAGACUCCCUUUCAGGUGGCUGUCAUGUCCGGCCAUUUUGAACUGGGAGAAAUAAUUAAAAACCAUCGGGAUACAGAUGUGGUUCCCUUUGUGGAGUCUCCAAAGUUUGCUCCUCAGAGGAAACAGCCUUCCCGCACACUGACCAUACCCCAUCCUCACCCCUUCCUACGGGCCAACAGUGACAGCAGCAUGAACCUUCCUGAAUGGAUGGCAGUUCCCAACGCUCCCAUCACGAACAUCGUCUCUGUUCAGGGUUACAAACAUACUGGAACCCUGCGGAGCUCUAGCAGCCCCAGAGGAGCAAGAACACGUUCUCCGUCACGAGGGAGGAUUGGAGACAAGGAGGACCGCAGCAGGCAGAGUCGGAGGCAGGGGCCGGCCCCCACUACGACCACCACCAUACAGACAGCGGGGCAAAGGAGACGCCUCUACAGUGCCGUCCCGGGUCGAGUCUUUGUAGCUACUCGAGCACAUUCAGCACAGGGAGAGCGAGAAAUCAGCUUUAAUAAAGGAGACAGGGUUAAAGUGUUGAGCGUUGGUGAGGGCGGAUACUGGGAGGGCACUGUCAGAGGUCGCACAGGCUGGUUCCCCUCUGACUGUGUAGAGGAAGUGAUUCUCCGGAGCCAAGAGACACGAUCAGAGAGUCGUGGAGAAAGGGCAAAAAGACUGUUCCGUCAUUACACAGUGGGUUCCUACGACAGCUUUGAUGCUCCUAGUGACUACAUAAUCAAAGAGAAGACAGUGCUCCUUCAGAAAAAAGACAGCGAAGGCUUUGGCUUUGUGCUGAGAGGAGCAAAAGCCCAGACCCCUAUCGAGGAGUUCACCCCUACCCCAGCUUUCCCUGCCCUGCAGUACCUGGAGUCAGUGGAUGAAGGUGGUGUGGCCUGGAGGGCAGGUCUCAGGAUGGGGGAUUUCCUAAUAGAGGUCAAUGGUCAGAAUGUGGUUAAAGUGGGUCACCGGCAAGUCGUCAACAUGAUCAGACAAGGUGGCAACAGCCUCAUGGUCAAGGUGGUCAUGGUAACCCGCAACCCUGGCAUGGAGGAUGGUGCAAGAAAAAAGAUUCCUCAGCAGAGUAAGAGGCUCAGCACUCCCGCCAUUGCUAUACGAUCCAAAUCCAUGACUUCAGAGCUGGAGGAGAUGGUGGAACGAGCUGCUACCCCUUGGAAAAAAAAGUCAGAAUUCGAAUCCUCGCAAGUUACAGAAAAGAAGAGGACAGUUUACCAGAUGGCUUUGAAUAAACUCGAUGAAAUUCUUGCAGCAGCUCAGCAGACAAUCAGCACCAAUGAGACACCAGGGACACGUGGACAGGGGGCAAAAAGAGACAGAGGGCGAAGUUUUUAUGGCAAUGAGCAGAGUUUUGGGGAUCAGUCCGGCAUGGGUUUGAUGUCGUCAGGUUUAGGCCUUGGGUAUGACCGUGGACAGUUCACCUCAGGUCAUGGCCCACCGCACGGUAUGCUGCGGCAGAAAUCCAUCGGGGUGCCAGAGGAGGAGAGGCAGUUCCUGCAUCCCCCGGCCAUGAAGUUUACACGCAGUCUGUCGGUGCCUGGUCCAGAUGACAUCCCUCCUCCUCCCACCACUGCUCCACCAGAUCCUCCAUUUUCCUCGGCUCCGCCUCUGGGUUGGAGAGCCAAGACGUCCCAGCAACCCUCCGUCUCUGUUUCCCAGUCCACUUCCACCUCUGCACACUAUCAGCCCUACUCCCAGUCAGUGCACUUCACCCAUGGAGGCAGGGAGAGAUCAGGUGCUCCCUCCACCGGCCCUGGCAGUGGAGCUGUUGACCACACAGUCCCAUAUGCACAUGCUGCUGCCCACACUGCUCAGAGCCGGACUGCUUCCAGGAAAGUUGCUUACUCUGGGGAGCCUGUUGGAGGUGGCAUAGGAGGAAGUACAAAAGCAGCAGGUUUAAGGAGAGGCUACAGCACCGCUGUACCUCCUUCCAGUAUUGCCACUGUAAUUCCACAACAGCAACAGACUACGCAAAGUCAACCGCAGCGAACAGACCGAACUGUCAGUGGGGCUGGAGCAGGGGGGCCUAAAGGAGGAGCUCGAAGAGGUAAGGGUCCCCUCGUCAAGCAAUCUAAGGUAGAGGACCUGCGCGUGGGUCAAGGCACAUUAGGAGGCAAAGGCUCAGUGGAGAAAAGCUCCAUCCCUAUACCCACAAUAAUUGUCAAGGCUCCUUCAACCAGCAGCAGUGGACGCAGCAGCCAGGGCAGCAGUGUUGAGGCUGAUGCUCCUGCAACAGGGGAGACAGAUGACGCCAAAACACCUCAUGGCCCUCCUCCCUCCACUCCUGCUCCUCAACCUCCCGCCCCUCCAUCCAUUCCAGCACCUCCACCGCCCUCCUUGCCAUCAAUCCGAGCCCAGGAAAAUUUGGACUUUACCAGCCAGUUUGGUGCUGCCAUUGUUGGGGCAGCUCGAAGAGACAGAGAACGUUUUCAUGAAGCCCGUAAAAAGAGUGCCUCCUUGUUCAUGUCUGCUGAGGAGGACACAAGUCUUGGGGGAGUAAGCGAUGGAGUGGCAUUAACAAGGACUCAGGUGUCACAACAACAGCUUACUACACAGGCUGAUGGUUCCUCUGCGCGGCUACGCCCGUCCAAGUCCAUUGACGAGGGCAUGUUUUCUGGAGAUACUUUCAUACACCACACUCGUAGUAUGCCUCCAGCCUUUGGUUUACCUGAAUACUCCUCACCUGCUGUGGACUAUCAACCAAAGUCUGUGCCUACUGAUCUGUACACUACAGCAGGCAGGCCAACAGCUCCAUCCACUAGCACAUUUAUUCACCCUCUCACAGGUAAGGCGCUUGAUCCUUCAUCUCCUCUAGGCUUAGCCCUGGCUGCUAGAGAACGUGCCCUGAGAGAUGACAGCAGGUAUAGGAGAGGAGCUGAGCACCAGUUUAGUCGCCAAAUGUCAAGUGUGGUAUUUCCUUCAUCUGCUGUUACAUCUCAACCAGUGUCGUCUGCUGCUCAGUCUUCCAGCUCCUCAUACUUGGUCACUUCAUCCUCUUUAGCUGCAACUACGCCUACUGUUGGUCGUCCGCCAUCACCCAGAAUCCUCAGGGGCAUUGGCAAUGUGUGGGGUGAAGAUGGUGGUCCAGAGAGAGAGCGGGAAGGUGGAGGCGCUCGCGAGGGGCUCAGAGUUCGCUUCUCAGAGGAUAAGACAGUACACACACACCACUACCAGGCCCAGUCAUAUCAACAACCUUACAAGGAGAGGGAGCGGGAGAGGUCUAGGGAGCGAGAAAGGGAGAGGGACAAAGAGAGAGAGGGCUACAUGAGAAGGGCAGAGCACACAGCAUCUGCAGAAAGCUCUGUCCGGCAGGGGACGCAGUCUCAGGUGCCUCAGAGGCCGUCUUUUCUCAGGAUGGAAAGUCAAGCUGAUGCCUAUAUCUUGUCCCUCACACCUCCCUCUCCUCCACCUACCAGUGUUCAGCAGACUACUGGCAGCUCUGGAACUGGCCUCAUGGUUCUUCCUCCCCCCGCCCCUUCGGUUGAUGCUGAUGAUGAGUUUGUGUAUGCAGAGCCCCUCCCACCUCCGCUAGAGUUUGCUAACAGUUUCGACAGGGGUAUAGGUGUAAUGUCUGGGUACUCACAACGUGGGAAGCUCCAGAACAGCCACAACUCUCGACAACAACAAGUACCACCCCCUCCUCCACCACCACCUCCACCCCCACCACCACCGUCUACCACCUCUCAAAAAGAACAAUUUCCAAGUGGAUUUCCUGCUCACACACCCCUGCCCUCACCUCAGGCAGGGGAUUCCACUGCUUCUAGCCUCACAUCUUAUGACAGUGAGGUGGCUAACCUAACUCAGUCUGUUCCCUCCCCCUCUCAAACAUCACCCAAUCCUCCACCACCCCACUCACCCUCCACUUUGCAGCCAACUUCAAUAGUAGGACCACAUGUUCAGCCGUCAGUCUCACCACCGCCACCUACUGGAUCGUACCACAGACCCUUCUCUAUGUCCCAUCCUCACCAUCUUUACAACAGCACUCAUACGCCGGGGCGCUCUUCUCCUACUCCUCCCCUGCACACAGUCACACCCCCCCUUGCCUACCGUGGUCCCCCAGCACACUCCUCCAGCCCUGCCACCUCUGCUCCUUUUCGGGGCACUGCCUCGCAUGCUACGACCGCUAGCUGUGCUAUUUCAACCACCGCUGCUGCCACAACAAGCACCACCUCGACUCAGCUCUACCAGGAGCGGACACAUACCACACAUUCAACACCCUCCACCACAAUCACAGCUGCGCGUAGAACGGCAGAACACCACCGCCCUCCACCUGCUACCAAGAAAGGCGAGUCCCAAGAAACAGUUGUGGACUCUGGAAUUGAGGAGCUAGACAGUCGCAGUAGCAGUGACCACCACUUGGACAGCAUCCUAGCUCAGACUGGAGUGGGUGGGCGAGGUGACAGGCUGGACAGGGGAGAGAGAGGGGUGGGAGCUGGGGGAAGGAUGGGAGGUGGUGUAGGAGAAUCGGAAAGGGGAGGAGAUUUUUUGGAAUCUUACAUGAGUUAUUUAGAUGGACAAUCAUUUGAGAUGCAGAAUGCGACAGCAGCAGCGUCCACCUACCCAAAAGCCAACAGGUUCAGAGAAGGGCGAGCUGGAGAGCUGCACAGACAGACCAGUACUGCUCCGGCAUCUUUCCAUUCUCACAGACGGAGAGAUGAGCUGGAGGACAAUGAAGCUGAAGAGAGAGCAGGGGAGGACGACAGUGGCCAGGGUGGGUACACUGUGAGGACCAUGCAGUCCGUGGCAAGAUCCACUUCACCAUACUUUGAUCGACCGCGCACUCCUGAUAUGAAGCCACUCUGGGGUGAAGGGCAGAUGACAAGUGAUGAAGAUGGCACAUCUGGAACAUUUUUAGAGGGAAAGAAGAUUUACCCACCUGCUUCCAGUAUGAAGCCCAGCAUUAUUAAUGAACUGAGCAACAAACUGCACCAAAGGAGCAAAGAGAGCUGGAGCAGCCAGAGACCGUUGAGUAGACACAGAUUUUCAGAAGACUCCGUUUCAGCUCUCAGCCCUCCCUCUGUGCGAUCACUGUCUCCGUCUCCAAUCUCGUUGUCACAGCCAUCAUUGUCUCCGUCUCCAACACCUACAUCCCAGUAUCCUAACUGGGGACGAUCUCCAUCUCCUCAGCCUCCACCUGCUCAGCCACCACGUUGCCAUUCCCCACUUUCCCCAACAUCUUACUCCCCCUAUCCCACCUCUCCCAAACACAGACCUGUGUACCGUACCAAAGCUCUAGAAUUUAAAUUCAUCCCCAGUCGCGAGACUCGUAAAGCAGAACACAUGCAGCGCAGACGAGCCCCUAGCCCGCUCAUCUCUCCCUCCGAGAGACCCAAACUGGGACCACCGCGUCCAUCUUCUCUUCCUCUACUCCCUACCACACCACUAUAUAGUGCAAUGUAUGAUCUUCAGGGUUCAAUCACCCCACCAUCACCUGGGAAUCCUCUCGGUGAUCCUUACUUCUCGCCAUCUCCUCCCCUCUUUGCCCCCUCAGGGGCACCCCCUCCUCCAAACUCUACUUUAGUGGUUUCACGAUCCCUCUCACCAACUCACUUCUUGUCUGGGACUUCAUCUCCACCCCUGCAUCCCCUCCCUCCACCUCCCUGCCUGAGUUAUCCCCAUUUGCCACCUCCUUCCCCGACAAAGCCAUUUGCCUCCAAACCGUUGCCCUACUGGACCAAGUAUGACGUUGCAGACUGGCUAGCGUACCUGAACCUAGGUGAGCACAGAGAGCGUUUUCUGGAUAAUGAAAUUGAUGGAACUCAUCUGCCUUCACUAACCAAGGAUGAUUACCUGGACCUGGGUGUGACACGAGUGGGCCAUCGCAUGAACAUAGAGCGGGCCCUCAGGAACGUGAUUGACAGGCUGUCCAGCAGUCCGUUUCCCAUUUCUGUUCUCUCACCACGGGAUGGACAGAAUGAGAGGAGGAGGGACGAUGGGAGCCGGAGCUGAUAUUGCAAAUAUAGAGAUGGAAGAGGGGGAAAAGAGGGAUGAAAGAAGGAGAUGAAGGAUGGUUUGGAGGCAAUGAGGGAUGAAGACACAACUGCUACUGUCCAUGGUGGAUUCACACAACAAAUAUGGAAUGGGGGGGGGGGCAGAUUUCACACGGAGAACAACAGAGAGAGGGAUACAAGUCUCAAAGGGAGAUUCCUAUGGGGGGGGGGGGGUCUGAUGAUCCACUAAGGCACUGGCUGGCACUCCCUGGAUGUGAAGAAUAGAUUUACUGCCCCACACACUGACAUAUGCAUGCACGGUCACACAAUCAAUAAGCACCUCCUCAUCCAAAACGCUUAUGGAAGAACUAUGGAUGCAGUAAAUCACAUCUCUAAAGUUAUACAUACUGAUAAAACCCAAAUCUAACAAAACAAUGAGGAGCCAGUAAAUUCUUUAAACAAAAAAGGGCAGAGGUCGAGGGAGGAGGGUCAGCUCUGUGUAGCCAUCCUGUUGAAAAGUCCUGUUAGCCACUGGACAGCUGUUUGAAAGUGAAAUCUGAGAAUAUUUACAGUGCAAUCACUGCGGCCCCUCCUCCCUGUGUUGGAGAUGCUUAUGUCAUAGAAGGUGAUGGGUGUUUGAGACUGACUGUUGUCCGUUCAUCUGUGAUGAAGACAGAUAUAUACUCUGGGUGAGGACACACACAGUUACCCACAGCAUCCUUGGUUCAGGCCUCGGUGGCUCUAUCUGUGUGUGUGUGUGUGUGUGUGUGGCUUCGUAACAUCACGUUUUUACCUUGCCAGCGGUAAAACUCUGUCGCCACUGAGGCUCCUGUCUUCAGGAUCUUGUGUGUUUCUCUAUAGUUCUUUAUCAAGUCGAUAUAUAUAUAUAUUUAUAUAUAUAUAUACAUAUAUACACAUAUAUACAGACUGGUCACUGUAUGAAAAAUUUGUAGCAAAAAUAAGUGCCCAGACCAACAACAUAAAAAAAAGACACUGAUAUGCACACACGCACACACAGGCACCCAUGUUACUCCUAUAGAUGCCUGCAUGCAUACACCACCGUAGACCAACACACACGCACAGGCACUCAGCUGUGCUUGUGUUGAGCGUUAAUGGGACACCUUAUAUAUAGACAUAUUAUAUGUUUGGAUCUGAGCUGAACAAAGGUACGGACUGUGAUUUCAACAUUAAAGACAGGACAAGUGACAACAUGGAGAUUUUAUUUACAGGAAAAGACACUUCCUUAGCAUUGAAGCAACAGCUGUGCCCCCCUACAGACCUUCUGCCCAAGGGAGACGUGACAUGAGUGGGGAUGGGGAAGAGGAAAAACUGCCAUUUUCUUGCUCUUUCCCACCCAAUCCCCCCCAAUCUUUCCUUUAGUGCCCCGUCUCUGUCCACUGUGUCCAGGAGGACAGAAGCAUCCACGUGGCCCAUAUAUAUAUGGAGAGUAACACUUAUAUUGAAUUUUAAUACUACGGUUGUUCUUACAGUUUUUAAACUUUAAAUGAGAAUACUGAUAUGAAGAGAUUUAUUGUUACUACACGUCAUUACUAUCAUCGUCCUUAGUGUUAUUACAGCUCCAGAGAUUUACCGGUUCCAGCCUGUUUGGUUGCAGGCCGCGCUCCGUGCAGCUGGUACAUUUUCUGUGUUGGAUGCAUAUAUUUAAAUAAAAAUGUAUAUGUGGAGAUAUUUUUUGAACUGAAAGACGAGGACUAAUCAUUGAAUGCACUAUACCCUUACCAUUGCUUCCAGAGGAUGAGAAGCAUCGCAGCUCAAGGUGGAGCACAUCGUCGUCGUCACUUUCUUUACCCCUUGUUUUGACUUUACAGAUUUUUUUUUAAAUUAUGUUGACGUGUGCCUUUUUUCCCCUCCUAUUUUAAAACACUUUUCCCAAUAUGUAUUAUGCACAUGCUUACCGCAUCGCUCUUGAAAGCAAAAGAGACGUGUUUUCUAUCACAACUUAAAAACACUGAAUUUCUUUUCAGUCCCUCUCCAUUGGUCACCUGUGAAAAUACUUUAUUGUUGUCCACGCGUCAACUUAGAGCUUAUUCACAUCCCACAUUCUUGGUCCUGCUUUUCUCACUGUUGCUGAGAUUAAAUAUAAGGGCUCUCUCAUGACCUCUCUACCUUGAACAACACUUCACCUCUCCUCCUGCGUUCCUGACUGUAGACACAUAUCAAACAUGAUUUUAUAUGGGGGGAGGGGCGCCCGGACGGGGAGGUCGCCACCUGCCCCGACACCUGCCGUCCCUUAUCGUCUAUUUUUGCUAGAAGAAAACUAAGCUGAGAGUCAACACAUUAUAUACAUGACUGUGAAAACAUGGAGUAAAGAUAGAUUUAAAAAACAAACAAACAUUGCUUUCAAAGUUAAUGUGCUGUGUUGGUGGUCGAGAUUAUAUUUGAGUGGAAGAAAUAAAUAGCAAUAAGGACGAUGAAAAUAAUGAUCUAAUUAUGGUAUAAGGUGUAAAAAAAAAAAACAAAACGAAAAAGUCUCUAAAGAAAAAGUUCUAAAGAAUCUCUGUCUUCCAGAUGUUUAACAUGAAGUAAAAAUGUAUUUAUUUAAAUGUGCUGCUUUCUAUACAGUUUGACCCGUUCUCCUCAUCCACACCUUCCUUUUCGACCCACCAGGAGCUUCAUACUGCAUUCAUUGUUUGUGUUCUAGUAUUUGUUUUUACAAAGUACUUUACGCAGCAGCCAGCAUGUACCACUCUGCUCAUGGCUCGUCAUUAAUUACAAGCAUAUUUUGCAAUGAAAUGUCGUUAGCACUCGUGGUUUCCACAUUGAAGAAGCUCAGUCCAAACAGGGAAAGGGGCACGGGGUCAGAGUGGUUUUGGAGCAAAACGGUUUCCUACACGUCACUCGUUCAUAUUUAAUCCAAUCCUGCUUCAUUUUCAACUGCUAUCUUUGAUGCUGGUGUAAAUGGAGCCCGUGAUCAACCUUGAACUCAACAUUUUCAACACUUCUCUUUCCGACACAUUUGUUGUAUAGUCGACCGGUGAGAUAUUAUUUUUGAAGAAUUGUUUUUAAUCCUUUCAUGCACUUACUGGUCAAGGUCAACACACAGCUGUCUAAUGAAGAAGUUAAAGAUCGAAACAGGAAUUGGUCCGACUCUAUAGAAAGCAUCGUUUUCUUUUGAGAGAUCUUUUAAAAAAAUAUGAACUGAUGAAAAGGUUACUUACAGAAUAUAUAUGUAUAUGUAAGAUGCAUAUACACAUAUUCAUAUAAUCAUGAAUUUCAAAUGUUUUAAGAGAUAAUAAAUUGUUAGAAUUAUAAGAUACAGAAAAAUGUUGUGUAAUUCUGGAGUGAGACUUUGUCAACAGCUGCAUCAGUACAUUGUAAUUUCUCUACAUUGUGGAAAUACACAACCUGCAUAUCAUACAAAUCCUGUUUCAUGAGGUCUUAGUAAUUUUCAAAUGUUUUUUCACAUUUCAGUGGUUAGGGUGAAUUCAGUUUGGUUGAAAAUAAUACAUUUUCACAAUUGUGAAAAAGUCUGCCUAUGAGUAAAUAAAACUAAAGAAUGGUCCUGUUGAUGAAGGCUAGCAUGUCAGACACCGCCGUUUCCAUUAGCCCCAGGAAACCGUAACCCACAACAAUUGAAAACCAGUUUGUUCAACAUAAGUUGUCAGAUUUUAGAAUGGGGGAAUAGUUAGCUUCACAAAACAAUUGCUCUGAAGUCACUCAUGUCUUAUUUCAGCAG